This is a messenger RNA of Talaromyces rugulosus, 2190 nucleotides long. RefSeq lists its product as uncharacterized. NCBI's taxonomy places the organism in Eukaryota, Fungi, Ascomycota, Eurotiomycetes, Eurotiales, Trichocomaceae. Gene Ontology annotation, molecular function: heme binding; catalase activity. Gene Ontology annotation, biological process: hydrogen peroxide catabolic process; response to oxidative stress. Bases 1 to 2190 code for a protein of 729 amino acids. The transcript has 6 exons. Gene Ontology annotation, cellular component: cytosol. The record is from RefSeq and is a predicted model, not a curated record.
AUGCGGACAACAACCUUGCUCGGAGGUGCCAUCUUCCUGGCCGCUGCAGCUGAGGCGGCGUGCCCUAUGAUGACAGGGGAGCUCAAUGCCCGUGACAUACCGGAGAACCCUCAUGCGUUUGAUCGUCGUGACACUGAGGAAUUCCUAUCUCAAUUCUACCUCAAUGAUAGCAACUCGUACCUCACUAGCGACGUCGGCGGACCCAUUGCCGACCAGAACAGCUUGAAGGCUGGCGAACGAGGUCCGACUCUGCUGGAAGACUUUGUUUUCAGGCAGAAAAUCCAGCACUUUGACCACGAGCGAGUCCCCGAGCGUGCCGUACAUGCCCGUGGUGCUGGCGCCCAUGGAGUCUUCACUUCGUAUGCGGACUGGUCUAAUAUCACAGCUGCGUCUUUCCUCGGCGCUGCUGGCAAGGAGACUCCUGUAUUCGCUCGUAUCUCGACUGUCGCCGGAAGCCGUGGCAGUGCAGACACUGCUCGAGACGUCCACGGAUUCGCGCUUCGCUUCUACACCGAUGAGGGCAACUAUGACAUUGUUGGCAACAACAUCCCCGUCUUUUUCAUUCAAGAUGCGAUUCUGUUCCCGGACCUCAUCCAUGCCGUGAAGCCACACCCCGUAAACGAAAUCCCCCAGGCUGCCACUGCCCAUGACACAGCCUAUGACUUUUUUAGCCAACAGCCCAGCUCGCUGCACACGCUCUUCUGGGCCAUGGCCGGUCAUGGUAUCCCUCGCUCGAUCCGCCAUCUUGAUGGUUUCGGUAUCCAUACCUUUCGCUUCGUGACCGACGACGGUGCCUCGAAGCUGGUCAAGUACCACUGGACUUCUUUGCAAGGCCGUGCCAGUCUGGUCUGGGAAGAGGCACAGGCUGCCGCUGGAAAGAAUGCCGAUUACCUGCGCAAGGAUCUAUACGACAACAUUGCUGCUGGCCGCUUUCCGGAGUGGGAGCUCGGUGUUCAAAUUAUCGACGAAGAGGAUCAACUCAAAUACGGCUUUGACCUGCUCGAUCCGACAAAGAUCCUUCCAGUGGAGGAUGUGCCCAUCACUCCUCUUGGAAAGUUCCAGCUCAACCGCAACCCUUACAACUACUUUGCCGAGACCGAGCAAGUGAUGUUCCAACCCGGCCACAUUGUCCGCGGCAUCGACUUUUCCGAGGAUCCUCUUCUCCAAGGCCGUCUGUUCUCAUACCUCGACACACAACUCAACCGAAACGGCGGGCCUAACUUUGAGCAAAUCCCUAUUAACCGUCCUCGCGUGCCUUUCCACAACAACAACCGCGAUGGAGCUGGCCAAAUGUUCAUCCCUCUCAACCCCGCGGCCUACUCGCCCAACACAUUGAACAACGGUUCUCCCAAACAAGCAAACGAGACACAAGGCAAGGGCUUCUUCUCAGCGCCCAAACGCAAAGUCAACGGCGGCCUGUACCGCGCAACCAGCCCGACAUUCGCCGAUGUUUGGUCGCAGCCUGGACUGUUCUACAACUCGUUGAACCCCACCGAGCAGCAGUUCCUGAUCAACGCUCUGCGGUUUGAGCUUUCCAACAUUCAGAGUGACGUGGUCAAGAACAACUUCAUCAUCCAGAUCAACCGCGUCAACAACGAUCUCGCCAAGCGCAUUGCCGAAGUCAUUGGUGUUGCGGCCCCGGAGCCUGAUUCUACCUACUACCACCACAACAAGACCUCCAAUGUCGGCACCUUUGGCACUCCCUUGAAGAAGAUUGAUGGUUUGACAGUGGGUGUUCUCGCCACAGUCAGCGACAACAGCAGCAUCACUGCCGGACAGACGCUCGCCAAAGACCUGGCAUCUUCCAACGUCGACGUGGUCGUUGUCGCCGAACACCUCACCAGCAGCGGCGAUGUAUCUGCCACCUACUCCCAAUCCGAUGCAACCAGCUUUGACGCCGUCAUCGUGGCUCCCGGUGCCGAGGCUCUCUUCAGUAAGAACUCGACCUCCAACACAACCGUGACAUUCUACCCAGCCGGCCGCCCGGCCGAGAUCCUGGUCGACGCAUUCCGCUUCGGAAAGCCUGUUGGCGCCGUGGGCAGCGCUGACUCUUCCUUGUCCACUGUUGGCAUUAACGCCAGUCGUUCGGGUGUGUACACGAGCGACUCUGUCGAUGACUCGUUUGUCAGCGAUGUCAAGGCCGGACUUAAGGCGUUUAAGUUUUUGGACCGUUUUGCGCUGGACCACUAG